Salvia splendens (bonfire salvia) is the source of this 2018-nucleotide messenger RNA. Its product is annotated as ethylene-responsive transcription factor 1B. The transcript has a single exon. NCBI's taxonomy places the organism in Eukaryota, Viridiplantae, Streptophyta, Magnoliopsida, Lamiales, Lamiaceae. Gene Ontology annotation, molecular function: DNA-binding transcription factor activity; DNA binding. Gene Ontology annotation, biological process: ethylene-activated signaling pathway; regulation of DNA-templated transcription. The record is from RefSeq and is a predicted model, not a curated record. The coding region runs from base 1342 to 1809 and encodes 155 amino acids.
UCAUUCUUCUUUAUUGGCUAUGGGCUAAGGCCUCUUUGAUUUAAGAACCAUUUUUAUACGCAGGAAAAGUACUUGUUUAUAAUUGUUGAAGGGAUAUCCUAUGUUUCAGUUUCAGUUUGACCUCUCCUAACUCAUUUUAGACUAUGGUAUGGCUUUAUUCAUUAAUUUUAUAUACGGUUCUUUUUUGCAAUUGAAUUUGUGAAAUUGUGGUGGAACACUAUAACUCUUAACAUACAUAUGAGUCAUGAUCCAAAUGAGCAAGGAAGUGUUAUUUUACACAUCAUCUGAAAUUUAAACUAAGUUCAAUCUCUAUGUCGAACAAAUUUAUCUUAUUUUAAGUGAUUAAUUAAACUCGUCUUCUUUAAACCAACAUAUAUGGGAGACCAACACCUUGCACUAUAUUAAACACAUAAAUUCAAUUUGUUUAAGUUUCGGUGAAAAACACAAUUAAACCUUCAGUUUGUCGUUGCCGUAUAAUUUGAACACAAACCUUAGCCAUCGUACUUAAACCUUUAAUAUUUAUUUAAUUAUUUUAAUAAUUGUGUGUUUGUGUAAUGGUGCAUGAUACCUAAGAAAACGACUGCUCACUCAAUCAGAUUGUAUCGGCGGACAGAAGAAGACAGAGUGGGCAUCACCCCAAAACGUCGUCAACAAUUAUAUAUAAAAGCAACUCUACGCAGAAAAUUAAUACCUCCAUAUAUAAUUCAUUGAAUGGUAUUGAAAAAGGAAAAAAUAUUGUGACCACAAAACCAAAAGUCAAGUCAAUGCUAAAGAACAAAAUAUUCAAUUUCCGUAUAAAUUUUACUCACAUUCAUCAAGUUUCACCAUAAAUCAUAAUUUUCAAAAAUGCUAAAAUUACAAAUCUCUUUCACACAAUUAAUGAAUAAUUUGAUACUUGUGGGAACAUUCUAUACACUCGAGAAUAAUAUCCAUAUAUGGUUUAUUAAUUUAAAAGAUCAUCAAACAACGUACCAAUUUAUAUUGUUAAACUAGCUGCUAAAUUGGAUUAAAAUAGUUUAAAAUUUCCAAAAUCACAAAACAUCAUCAAAAAAGGUUGACUAGGGUUAGCUAACUUGUUCCUCUUUUACCGUUUUGAGAAACCCUCGCUUUUUUUUACAAACAGAGAUACACACAAUUUUCACUUUUACUAAAACAUGACAGAAAAGAGAGAGGAAGUAAAUAAUGCCAGAAGUGUAUAAGCUGUCCUAGAAUCUAGCUUCCCACCCUUUUAAGAAAAAAACUAAUCUCAUUAAUUCAAGGCUUCAAACCCCUCUUUUUUCUUCAUCCACCAUUUUUCUUCAUAUAUUCUCCACACAAAAAUUAAAGAAGAAGUUCAAGGUAAUGUCAUUUCACUUCUCUACAUCAUCUUCCAGCCACGAAAAGGGAGAUGGCUCUAAGACGGAGAAGAGAUACAUUGGAGUAAGAAAGAGACCGUGGGGGAAAUACGCAGCGGAAAUCAGGGAUUCGACGAGGCAUGGCGCGAGAGUUUGGCUGGGAACAUUCAAUACUGCAGAAGAGGCUGCUCUAGCUUAUGAUCAAGCUGCAUUUGUGACGAGAGGCGCCUCCGUCCCACUCAACUUUCCCGUGGAGAGAGUGACGGAAUCUCUCGAGAAGAUCAAGUAUCGAUGCGAGGAGGGCUCGUCUCCUGCAAAAGCCCUGAAGGAGUCUCACAAGCUGAUGAACGCUGCAACGACGAAGAAAACUAGUUCGAGUAAGAAGCGUGUUGGAGAAGAGGAUGUUGUGAUUCUUCAUGACUUGGGAUCUGAUUUAUUGGAUCAGCUCUUGUCUGAGAAUUCAACUACUGAUUGAACAUAAACACUAUUGAAGUCUUGUAAGUAAAUCUUGAUCCCUUUGCCUCUUUCUGUUUUUUUUUUUGGAAUAUUUUCUGUGCUGCUGCCUUUGUGUUGUUCUUGAUUUUGGGUUCUAUUAAACCCUUGAUCUCUAUUGAAUAAUCUCCGAGUUUAUCAAUUCAAAUAUGAGUGGGAGUUGAAUGAAAGUUCAUUUCGAAUUUGAUACAA